UUACAUUGGUAACCAGUUUAUAAUAGCAAUAAGGCACGUUGGGGGUUUGUGAUAUAUGGCCAAUAUACCACUGCUAAGGGCUGUUUCCAGGCACUCCGUGUUGCGUCAUGCAUAAGAACAGCCCGUAGCAGUGGUAUAUAUGCCAUAUACCACACCUCCUCGGGCCUUAUGGCUUAAUUAUAACACAGGUUCAUUGGAAGGUAAUUUACAGUGCCUUCAGAAAGUAUUUACAACAUUUCCCUAAUUUUGUUCAAGUAAAAUUCUAUUUCUCACAUGCUUUGAAGACAACGGGUGUAGACUAACAGUGAAAUGCUUACUUACGGAUCCAUUUCCAACAAUGCAGAGUUAAAGAUAAGAUAGAAAAUGUAAUAAAAAAAUGAAAUAUUAACAUAAGAAAUAAAUACACAUUGAAUAAGGAGUAAAAAUUACAUGGAUAUAUUAGCAAGUAGAAAAUAACAUAACUUUAUAAAGGGAGUACCAAUACCGAGUCGAUGUGCAGGGAUACGAGGUAAUUGAGGUAGCUAUGUACUAUACAUAUAGGUAGGGGUAAAGUGACUAGGCAACAGGAUAGAUAGACAGUAGCAGCAGCGUGUGUUGUCUUACAGCCUGAAUUUUAAAAUUGGAUUCAAUUGAGAUUUUUGGUCACUGGCCUACACACAAUAACCCAUAAUGUCAAAGUGGAAUUGUUAGAAAUUUUUACAAAUUAAUUAUAAAUGAAAAGCUGAAACGUCUUGAGCAUUGGUGGAAAAAGUACCCAAUUGUCAUACUUGAGUAAAAGUAAAGAUACCUCAAUAGAAAAUGACUCAAGUAGAAAUGAAUGUCACCCAUUUAAAAUACUACUUCGGUAAAAGUCUAAAAGCAUUUGGUUUUAAAUAUAGUUAAGUAUCAAAAGUAAAUGUAAUUGGAAAACGUAUACUUAAGAAUCAAAAGAAAGUAUAAAUACAUUUCAAAUAGCUUAUAUUAAGCAAGCCAUACUGCACAAUUUUCUUGUUUUUUAAAAUGUUUUUAUGGAUAGCCAGGGGCACACUCCAACACUCAGACAUAAUUUACAAACCAAGCAUUUGUGUUUAGUGUGUCCACCAGAUGAGAGGCAGUAGGGAUGACCAGGGAUGUUAUGUUGACAAGUGUGUGAAUUUGACAAUUUUCCUGUUCAGCAAAGCAUUCAAAAUGUAAUGUGUAAUUUUGGGUGUCAGGGAAAAUGCAUGGAGUAAAAAGUACAUUAUUGUCUUUAGGAAUGUAGUGAAGUAAAAUUUACGAGAAAUAUAAUUUGUAAAGUACAGAUACCCCCAAAAACUACUUAAGUAGUACUUUAAAGUAUUUUUACUUAAGUACUUUACACCACUGAUAAUGAGUCAAUAAGUAUUCAAUCCUUUUGUUAUAGCAAGCCUGAAUAAGUUCAGGAGUAAAAUUGUGUUUAACAAGUCACAUAAGUUGCAUGGACUCACUCUGUGUGCAAUAAUAGUUAACAUAAUUUUUUUUAAUGACUACCUCAUCUCUGUAACCCACACGUAAAAAUAUUUUGUAAGGUUCGACAGUUGAGCAGUGAAUUUCAAACACAGAUUCAAGCACGAAGACCAGGGAGGUUUUCCAAUGCCUUGCAAAAAAUGGCACUGAUUGAGCAUGGUGAAGUUAUUCAAUACACUUUGGAUGUUGGAUCAAUACACCCAAUCACUAAAAAGAUACAGGCGUCCUUCCUAACUCAGUUGCCAAACCGCUCAGGGAUUUCACCAUGAGAUCAAUAAUGACUUUAAAACAGAGUUGAAUGGCUAUGAUAGGAGAAAACAUUGUAGUUACGCCACAAUACUAACUAAUUGACAGAGUGAAAAGAAGGAAGCCUGUACAGAAUUUAAAACAUGCAUCCUGUUUGCAACAAGGCACUAAAGUAAUACUGCAAAAAAUGUGGCAAAGCAAUUAUGUUUGGGGCAAAUACAAUACAACACUUUACUGAGUACCACUCUUCAUAUUUUAAAGCAUGGUGGUGGCUGCAUCAUGUUAUUGGUAUGCUUGUAACCGCUAAGGGCUGGGGAGUUUUUCAGUAUAAAAAAAAUAAACUAAAUGGAGCUAAGCACAGGCAAAAUCCUUGGCUAAAUCUACACUGAAGCUGUUCACUAAGAAGACAGUCAAUGUUCCUGAGUGGCUGAGUUACAGUUUUGACUCAAAUCUGCUUGAAAAUCUAUGGUAAGACCUAAAAAGAAUAAUGGGCAGGUGUUGCACAAUCCAGGUGUGGAAAGCUCUUAGAGACUUACCCAGAAAGACUGACUGUAAUCGCUGCCAAAGGUGAUUCUAACAUGAAUUGAAUACUUAUCUAAUCAAGAUAUAUUUGUUUUGUUUUUUAUAAAUGUUUUACAAAUGUUAGAAUUUGUCUUCCACUUUGACAUUAGAGUAUUUUCUGUAAAUAUUUUGGGGAAAAAACAAUACAAUUAAAUCAAUUUUAAUCCCACGUUUCAACACUACAAAAUGUGGAAAAAGGCAAAGGGUGUGAAUACCUUUUUGAAGGCACUGUAUUUCUAUAUUGCAAUUAUGCUGCAUUUUACAGAACAUUUACUAACAUAAAAUGUAGGCUAAUCGGACAUGCACAAAUCUUGAGCAUAGCUGAUAUUGUUGGUGAUGGUAGAAAAUGAAGGGGUCAUGUAAUCUUAUGAAACUUCUACAGUGUAUUUGUGUGUUGGUCAUUUAAGUGGUUUUUGUUUUGUUUUUGUGUAUUUAGCUGAGGGAUGACAUCGCUGCCUAUUGGCGUGGUCCUCUGCCUAACAGGCUGGAUCACUCUCUACAAACUACUGUGUAAUAACAAUGAAAGCCGUGGCUUUGAGUGGAACUGUAGGCUGGUCACACUGCUCCAUGGCAUCCUGGCGGUCUGCAUAACAGCAUACAUAGGCUAUGUGGAAGGACCUUGGCCCUUCACGCAUCCAGGCACAAAGAACACCCCCCUUCAGAUCAGUGCUAUGGUCAUUAGCCUGGGCUACUUCAUCUUCGAUAUGGGCUGGUGUGUGUACUUCCGCACAGAGGGCCCGGUGAUGCUGGUCCACCACACGAUGAGCAUCCUGGGUAUCUUGUUGACCCUGAGCUUGGGGGAAUCGGGCAUCGAGUCCUGCGCCGUAAUCUUUGCUAGCGAGAUCACCAACCCCCUGCUGCAAACUCGCUGGUUCCUGAGACAGUUGGGUCGCUAUGAGAGCCUGACAGGGGAGGUGGUGGAUGUUCUGUUUGUGGUGCUAUUUGUGUUCAUGCGCAUAGUGGUUGGCGGGAGGAUGUUGUACUGCGAGCUCAUCUCCCCACGGCCCAGGUUAAUUAUAAAGUGUGGGGGAGUUGCCAUGUAUGUGCUGUCCUGGGUGUUCAUGGUGGAAAUUGGUCGUUUCGCCUACCGCAAGAGUCAAUCCAAAUACAGACGCUGGAGAGACCAACACAAAUUGGCAGCAGUUAACGGACAUGUCGGAAAGACCGACUGAAAGACUUCCUUAUCAUUAGAAGAUUAAUAAAAACAUCCAAUGUUUAUACUAAUAGACAACCUUAAUACAUUUAAUGGUUGUGUAAGCAUGGGGUUAAAGUCAACCCAUUCUUUAGGCCUAUAUGGUUAUAUGGGAAUAUGUUGGUAUUUAGCUAACACUUGUACAUUUAAAAAAAACAUUUUUAACAAGUGCAAGAGAAUGAAUGAUGCAAGAGCAUCUUCAAAAAUGUACAACUGUAGAAAAAACAAUUGAGAUAUACUUUGUCUUUUGAAACCAAAGGACCUAGUGCCAAUAUGAUGAACAGAUGUAUUUCACAACCUAUUUACAAUUAACUGUAACGUAAUAGUAUGUUCUUCUAACCUUGUAUCCAGCAAUAAGUUGACUAUUGGGAAAUAGGCACAUAACAUUCCCUAAUCCUCAUAGGUUCGGCAACACUUUUUCGAGGCAGUGAAAUUGAACCGAAACUGUUUCUUUCCUUUUGCAGUAUUUUGUUGUAUGCCGUAGUUUUUCUGCAGAAAUGCAACUUUUUAUAAAUAUUUUGCAAUGUUUUGAGUCAAAUUUUUCUAAUUUGAAUUGUAGUACAAUUUAUAAGCCAUUUAAAAACAUUCCAUUUGGUUUUUAGGAAGAGGUUUAUUAACGCUCGCUGAGAUUGCAGUGUUACAUGACACUGGCUUUUAUAUAACAUACAACUCAGUAAAAAGCUACAUGUUUCUUGUGAUAACUGUCUUUCCAUUUAGCUACAUUAUGGGUUUUUCAUUCAAGCGAACAGCAACAAAUUCGUAACACGUGGAACAAAGUAAUUGUGUAACAUACUGUAAUAGUAUGUUUUUGUGGCAUUCCAUUGCUUGAUUGGGUGUAUAUUAGUUUAAAAUAACAAUUGUUGUGUGCAUGGUAUUGCUUAAAAUGUUCCAGUGUGAUGCUAAGUCACAUUUCCCAAUAUUGUAUGCAUUCAUAUUUGAAAUUCACUACAUUUCGAUGAAAUAUUUCAAUCUGGUGCCUCAAUAGUUAGACAAUGUGGAAUUUGUUUGUCAACAUUCACCACCCCUGUGUCUUAGUUAAAAAAUACCAAUGGGUAAACAAUAAUUUGUGCUAAAUGUUUGUGCACUGUAUUGCUUAAAAUGUUCCAGUAUGAUGCUAGGUCACAUUUCCCACUAUUGUAUGCUUUCAUAUUUGAAAUUCACUACUUUUAUAUGAAAUAUUUAAAUAUGGUGCCUAAAUAGUUAGAUACCAUUCCACAUACUGUAUGUCAACAUUCACUGUGUCUGUGAUAAAGGAGAAUAAAUAUGUGUGCCUUUGUGACUUUG
This is a messenger RNA of Oncorhynchus nerka (sockeye salmon), 4747 nucleotides long. Its product is annotated as TLC domain-containing protein 5-like. The record is from RefSeq and is a predicted model, not a curated record. The transcript is spliced from 2 exons. Lineage: Eukaryota; Metazoa; Chordata; Actinopteri; Salmoniformes; Salmonidae. The coding region runs from base 2715 to 3443 and encodes 242 amino acids. Gene Ontology annotation, cellular component: membrane.